This is a messenger RNA of Oncorhynchus gorbuscha (pink salmon), 2611 nucleotides long. RefSeq lists its product as uncharacterized. The coding region runs from base 1759 to 2436 and encodes 225 amino acids. The record is from RefSeq and is a predicted model, not a curated record. Lineage: Eukaryota; Metazoa; Chordata; Actinopteri; Salmoniformes; Salmonidae. The transcript has 2 exons.
CAGGGGGGUUAACUGCCUUGUUCAGGGGCAGAACGAGCAGAUGUUUUACCUUGUCAGCUCGGGGAUUCGAUCCAGCAACCUUUCGGAUACUAGUCCAACGCUCUAACCACUAGGCUACCGACUGCUCCUUUAUCUGCAUUAGGUGAAAAUAACUGUUUAUCUCUCCUAUUGCUUUGACUUCUCUUGUAUUUUCAGAGCAGUUCAAAUUUAAAAGAGAAAGAGCCAAUGUAUUUGCCUCACUACCCAGACUCCUCGCUCUGGCCAUAUGCUACGCCACGCCAACGGACGUUAGUUUCUUCUCCGAAAUGAGUCUGGAUCCGAGUACCUCCCCCAACGAUUUCUAGAAUGCAAACCCUUUCUAACCAUUCUGAUUGGUCCCAGAAACUGAUGGAUUGGACCAGAGCCAGAACACACGGUAAAGCGGCGUUUAGAAAAUGUGUCAUUGGGUUUUGAUACUCUGAUUGGUCAGAGAUGAUCCAAUUGCUGAUGACUUUGUUUUGUACAACACCCCCUCCUUUUGAUGUCAGUUUGACUGAAGUAUGGAGCGAACGACAGAACAGCGGAAGUAUUUAGUUUGAGUCGGCAGUCAACCAAUAGUAUUGAUAUGGACUGUACUAUAUUAUUGCAGUUUUUUUUUAAAGUAUUUAGACAUAUAGAAUUGUUUUUUUUACCUCAUUAAAUUGUUAGUUUUUCCCAAUUGCUAAAACACAAUUUUGAAAACUAGGCUGGUUUUAUCCAAAUACUUAACACAAUUCACAAAACCACACACCCAAACUGCAAAAUGAAGCACUGCAACAAACUACACAUAUCAAAAUCAAACGUUUGCACGAAAUGGCACACACUUUAUUCAUAUUACCAGAUUUUUGUGUAACCAACUUCACACUGUUGGACAUAAUGAAAAGCACUCUCAUCUUUAGGAUGCUUUGCCAUAAUACUAAAAUAGUUCAAAUUCUAGAAGAUUCUUCAGAUGCACAGAAAUAUUUGCAGAUACACACACAUGCUGUUGAAACAUUUUAUUUUUCACCAAAACAAGUCAGUGCAACAUACGCACAGCAGAUAUAUUUACUUUGGACUGAACAAAAAUAUGCAAAACAAAAAAAAAGUCAACUGAAAAAGAAAAGUGCAGAAAAAAAUAUAUAGAAAAAAAGAGGCAUGAAAAAUAAUUAGGCAGCAUCUUGUCUCACAGCUGGGUCUGGCCACAAUGCCUCGUCCACAUCACAGGCAGCAUCUUGUCUGACAGCUGGGUCUGGUCACAAUGCCUCGUCCACAUCACAGGCAGCAUCUUGUCUGACAGCUGGGUCUGGUCACAAUGCCUCGUCCACAUCACAGGCAGCAUCUUGUCUGACAGCUGGGUCUGGUCACAAUGCCUCGUCCACAUCACAGGCAGCAUCUUGUCUGACAGCUGGGUCUGGCCACAAUGCCUCGUCCACAUCACAGGCAGCAUCUUGCCUCACAGCUGGGUCUGGCCACAACGCCUCGUCUACAUCACAGGCAAUAUCUUCCCUUGCCAGACAUCGAGGGAAGAAGCGCCUUGAGUGCCUUUAUCCAUCCCUGAAUCGCACCCACAUCAAUCUCAUCACAUGCCUCUUCCAUAGCCUACACAAGAGGCCUGCGCACUAAGGGCUGCCGGUCGUACACCUUCCACCGUCGUGCUGAAAAUAACUCUUUUAUGGGGUUUAGAAAUGGUGAGUAUGGUGGGAGGUAUUGCACGAGACAUGGUGGGUGGUCAGCGAACCAGUUUUGGACUGGUGCUGAACGAUGAGAGCUCACGUUGUCCCAUACUACAACGUACCGGGUUCUUUGAUCUGCAUCAUUCAUACGCUCUGGUGGUAUGAGAAUGUUGUGGAGUCUGUCCAUAAAUGUGAGAAUAUGGGCUGUGUUGUAUGGUCCAAGGUUGGCAUGACGGUGGAGGACACCAUGCCUAUUGGAGAUGGCAGCGCACAGUGUGAUGUUCCCACCACGUCGGCCAGGAACAUCUAUAAUGAGGUGGAGGACACCAUGCCUAUUGGAGAUGGCAGCCCACAGUGUGAUGUUCCACCCACGUUGGCCAGGAACAUCUAUAAUGAGGUGGAGGACACCAUGCCUAUUGGAGAUGGCAGCACACAUUGUGAUGUUCCCACCACGUUGGCCAGGAACAUCUAUAAUGAGGUGGAGGACACCAUGCCUAUUGGAGAUGGCAGCGCACAGUGUGAUGUUCCCACCACGUUGGCCAGGAACAUCUAUAAUGAGGUGGAGGACACCAUGCCUAUUGGAGAUGGCAGCCCACAGUGUGAUGUUCCCACCACGUUGGCCAGGAACAUCUAUAAUGAGGUGGAGGACACCAUGCCUAUUGGAGAUGGCAGCGCACAUUGUGAUGUUCCCACCACGUUGGCCAGGAACAUCUAUCAUGGCUCUGUGGCCAAUGACGUUUCUCCCACUUCUUCUGGUCUCUGCUAGGUUGAACCCAGCCUCAUCUAUAAAGAUGAACUCAUGUGGGUUUGCAUGAGCAUCCAUCUCCAGUACUCCCUGAAAACAAAGAACAAAAACAGUCAAUAUGGUGUUAUCCAGUACACUGGGAAACAAUGUGUGUAGUGUACUGCAGUCAAUAUGGUGUUAUCCAGUACACUGGGAA